Messenger RNA from Sphenostylis stenocarpa, 2343 nucleotides. The record is from the annotation of a GenBank genome assembly. Lineage: Eukaryota; Viridiplantae; Streptophyta; Magnoliopsida; Fabales; Fabaceae.
AUGCGCCAUUUCCUCAAACUCUUUAACCCCUUCCACCCACGCGUUUGGCUGCAUCCUCGCUAUGCUUCCUCGCUUGCGCUUCUGCACCCUCCAUUUUCUAUCCACCCAAACCCGGCCCUAUUCUCAAGGAAUCUCGACCCAUCUAUUACUUAUUCCUCUCCAGUGCACAGACCCACUUGCCUUCUGGUGAAAUUCAACCUUUUCUUAGAAGAAUCGGGUGAUAAGAAUGAAACUCUAGAUCACUGGGUUAUAGAGGUUCUUAGUCUGAUUAUAUUUACAGGAACUGCCACUGAGUUGAUCCAGCAAGCGAAACGUAAACAGCUAGCUCCAACUGCCUAUUUUGUUCAUAAUAUGCUUGAAGUUAACUCUGAACUGAAGCAAUUAGUGAAACAGGGACAACUUUGUAAAGCUAGGAAUAUGUUUGAGAAAAUUGAUCACAGAGAUGAGGUUUCGUGGACUACAUUACUAGGUGGUUAUGUCAAUGCCUCAGAUCCAUAUGAAGCGUUGUUCUUGUUCUCAAAUAUGUGGGUCCAACCUGGACUUCAAAGGGACCAAUUCAUGAUUAGUGUUGCACUCAAGGCUUGUGGACUUGGUCUCCAUAUUUGUCUUGGUGAAUUAUUACAUGGAUUUUCAGUGAAAUCUGGUUUGAUAAACUCAGUGUUUGUCAGCAGUGCCCUAAUAGAUAUGUACAUGAAAGUAGGCAAAAUAGAACAAGGCUGCAGAGUCUUCGAAAAAAUGACGGUAAAAAAUGUGGUGUCAUGGACUGCCAUUAUUGCGGGGCUUGUACAUGCUGGUUACAAUAUGGAGGGAUUGUUGUACUUUUCUGAAAUGUGGAGAUCAAAAGUAGGCUAUGAUUCACAUACGUUUGCCAUUGCUCUAAAAGCAUCUGCUGAUUCAAGUUUGUUACAUCAUGGGAAAGCAAUACACACACAAACAAUAAAACAAGGAUUUGAUGAGAGCUCAUUUGUGAUUAAUACUCUGGCAACCAUGUAUAACAAAUGUGGAAAACCAGACUAUGUCUUGCGAUUGUUUGAAAAAAUGAGGAUGCCAGAUGUAGUUUCAUGGACAACCCUUAUUACGACUUAUGUACAGAUGGGUGAAGAAGAACAUGCAGUGAAAGUAUUUAAAAGAAUGAGAAAAUCAGAUGUCAGUCCUAAUAAAUUCACUUUUGCAGCCAUAAUUUCUGCCUGUGCAAAUCUUGCUAUUGCUACAUGGGGGGAACAGAUACAUGGCCAUGUAUUGCGUCUAGGUUUGGUUGAUGCUUUGUCAGUGUCAAAUUCCAUCAUUACUCUUUAUUCAAAAUGUGGGAUGUUGACUUCAGCUUCAUUAGUGUUUCAUGGUAUAACUAGAAAAGAUAUUAUAUCUUGGAGCACUAUAAUUGCUGUUUAUUCUCAAGGAGGUUAUGCAAAAGAAGCUUUUGACUAUCUGUCAUGGAUGAGAAUGGAAGGGCCAAGACCAAAUGAAUUUGCUAUUUCUAGCAUACUGAGUGUUUGUGGGAGCAUGGCACUUCUUGAGCAAGGGAAGCAGCUGCAUGCUCAUGUACUGUGCAUUGGCCUAGAUCAUGAAGCCAUGGUUCAUAGUGCUCUUAUUAGUAUGUAUUCAAAAUGCGGAAGUGUACAAGAAGCAUCAAAAAUCUUUAACGGUAUGAAAAUGAAUGACAUUAUAUCAUGGACAGCCAUGAUUAAUGGAUACGCCGAACAUGGUUAUAGCCAAGAGGCUAUUAACUUGUUUGAGAAGAUUUCCAGUGUUGGUUUAAUGCCAGACUAUGUGACAUUCAUCGGGGUUCUGACAGCAUGUAGCCAUGCUGGAAUGGUUGAUCUUGGUUUCUACUAUUUUCUGAAAAUGACUAAUGAGUACCAGAUCAGUCCUUCAAAAGAACAUUAUGGUUGCAUCAUUGAUCUUCUCUGCAGAGCAGGGCAAUUGAGUGAAGCUGAGCACAUCAUACGAAGUAUGCCAUUCCAUACUGAUGACGUUGUGUGGUCUACCUUACUUAGAGCAUGCAGAGAGAAUGGGGAUGUUGACCGUGGAAGAUGGACAGCUGAACAGUUGCUUCGGUUGGAUCCAAAUUCAGCUGGAACUCAUAUUACUCUGGCUAACAUAUAUGCUGCCAAGGGGAGAUGGAAGGAAGUUUCAGAUAUAAGAAAGUUAAUGAAGUCAAAGGGAGUAAUAAAGGAACGAGGAUGGUCUUGGAUUAAUGUCAAUGAUCAAUUAAAUACUUUUGUUGCUGGAGAUCAGGCUCAUCCACAUAGUGAACAUAUAACGACCAUUCUGGAGUUAUUGAGUGCAAAUAUAGGAGAUGCUAGGCAGGAAAUAAGAUUUCUUCAUGAAGAUGUUGAGGAUUAG